AUGCAAUUCUUGGUGGUGUGGCCUCCGGAUUCGCCGGAAAAACGUAUAGAAGCACAGUUUCAAAUAACUGUUUGGGGUAUACGGCUGGCGCUGUUUAAAGAAGGUGCGAUUGAAGUAAUCGUCCACGAUUGGAAGGCUUCGCCGGUAAUUGAAGUGUGGCAAUUAGUAUCAGUCGAUUCGAAGAUACCGCCAACGACAUUGUUACAGUUGGCAUCACUGUACAGCAUGACCAGACAGUCGGGGUCCAGGGAGCGCUUGAUAGUUGACACGCCAGAGCCAUUUGUGAUGCCUCGUCUGCAACCAGUAGUGCCAACACCAGAAUAUCGGUCGUCCUCACCAGUGCACUGUGCAUUCUGA
Messenger RNA from Didymodactylos carnosus, 357 nucleotides. NCBI's taxonomy places the organism in Eukaryota, Metazoa, Rotifera, Eurotatoria, Philodinida, Philodinidae. The record is from the annotation of a GenBank genome assembly.